GUACCUAUGAAUUACUAUAUUGGGCAGCCGAAAAAAAGUUCGAUUGAUUCUCAUUAUUUUGUAGAAACCCGGUAAAGGACGAGAGAAAGAAGAUAACCUCUAUGAAUCUUGCUCUGGUUCUUGUUCAUGACGUUUUGCUUGCGGGUGGUAUCCAGGCUGGCGACGGCCCCAUCAAGCAAGCGAUUCUACGCCACAAGACGCGUCUGAAUGGCGAAUUCCAAAGAAUAAAAAUUAAGCGUGGCGUAAGGUCGAACCUUGAAUUAGCCCACAAUGGGGAUGACCGAGCAGCGCAAAUACCACGUUACGUAAGGGUCAACACCCUGAUGUGGGCGUCGGAUCACGCCAUGGACGCGUUCGUCUCCAAUGGCUAUGACCUCACGGAUCCUUUUACAUCCAGUCGGAGCUUCGCUAAGGAUGAGCAUAUUCCGAACCUUCUCCUGUUUUCACCCCAAACCACGUUCCAUGACGACCCUUUGUACAAGUCUGGGAAGAUCAUUCUACAGGACAAGGCGUCUUGUUUUCCGGCCGUUGUUCUCUCACCGCCCUCAAGAGAAGGCACCUAUGUGAUCGAUGCAACGGCCGCGCCAGGCAACAAGACUUCCCAUCUCAGCGCGAUCAUGGGCAACAUUGGGAAGCUGUUUGCGUUCGAACGGGACCGAAAACGAUUCAAAACACUCGAAAUGAUGUUAUCCAAAGCAGGUUGUCAGAACGUCGAGACUCUGAACCUCGACUUCCUUACGGUAGAUCCUCAAGACGAAGUAUAUCGCAAGGUCACUCACAUUCUUCUAGAUCCCUCCUGUAGCGGCUCUGGCAUAGUCAACCGCCUUGAUCACCUCUUAGAGACAGAGGCAGAAAAUGAGUCCGAGAAAGACGAACGUCUGACAAAACUGGCCGCUUUUCAACUCGUGAUGAUCAAGCACGCAAUGAAAUUUCCCGCAGUCAAGAGAAUUGUCUACUCGACUUGCAGCGUCCACGCGAUGGAGAACGAGCACGUUGUUCGUGAUGCUUUGAAAUCGGAAGAGGCUGAAAGCGGCAGAUUUAAAUUGGAGGCUCCAGAAAAUGUCCUGCCGCAGUGGAAGCGCAGGGGACUUCCAGAAGAGAUGGACAACCCCAGUAUAUCAUUCUCAAAAAAGUGCCAAUUUUAUACUCAUCUUUCAACAGGUGACGCUGCUUCGUUGAUACGCUGCAGCCCCGACGGCGAUGCUACAAAUGGAUUCUUUGUCUCUUGUUUCGUUCGGAGUGACAGCAGCACCAGCAACGCCCAGAAACGAACUUUAGACGAAAAAGAGCGCUCUGUACAACAAAAGCCGCGGAAAAAGAAAAAGAGAAAGAGUCACAAUAGCUAGCACGUUUGUAUCUUUGAAUCAAUCGCACGCAUUUCGCAAAAAAAAAAACAUAUCAUUGGGUUACAGUUCAAAGAAGUAAAACACCUGAAACCUCGCAGCUUGAAAAGGUCUCCGUUAGUAGGGACGCCGUGUCCACGCUCCCAUCAACCAUGUCGGACAAAGUAUACCUACAA
Molecule: messenger RNA, 1519 nt
Organism: Desarmillaria tabescens
Lineage: Eukaryota; Fungi; Basidiomycota; Agaricomycetes; Agaricales; Physalacriaceae
Product: S-adenosyl-L-methionine-dependent methyltransferase
Exons: 7
Coding region: 102-1346 (414 amino acids)
Biological process (GO): rRNA base methylation
Cellular component (GO): nucleolus
Molecular function (GO): RNA methyltransferase activity
Source: RefSeq, a predicted model, not a curated record